Dioscorea cayenensis subsp. rotundata (Guinea yam) is the source of this 1526-nucleotide messenger RNA. Its product is annotated as ethylene-responsive transcription factor RAP2-4-like. Gene Ontology annotation, biological process: regulation of DNA-templated transcription. The transcript has 4 exons. NCBI's taxonomy places the organism in Eukaryota, Viridiplantae, Streptophyta, Magnoliopsida, Dioscoreales, Dioscoreaceae. Gene Ontology annotation, molecular function: DNA-binding transcription factor activity; DNA binding. The record is from RefSeq and is a predicted model, not a curated record. Bases 516 to 1205 code for a protein of 229 amino acids.
GUUUUCCAGACGCCCGAGUCCAUCAAUAUAACUACUCUACAGAAGAAUUGGAUGGUGUUGGAGGGAUAUUGUCUAAUAGUUUCAGCAUUUAAAUGAAGAUUUGGAGCAGGCUAUGAUUGAGAAAGAAUAGGUAGAGCCAGAAUAUGAUUCAAUGAUAAAAAGUGGUACGAGACAGUGAACCUGCCUGUUUUAGUGCAUUUGGAUUGAUUCAAGGCCAAGCAAAUAUAUUCUUCUCUUCUGAGAUUGUGGCCCUGCUAAACUUCUGCAUUACCAUCACCCUUUUUCCAAUAGCAUCUACACAAGAGAUAUGUCUUGCAUCUUUGGAAGGACAUACUCUGAUUUAACACACCAGAAAUGCUAUGCAAUAAGUUUGGAUAAAAAGUCAAAUAUCUCCAGGUCAACGCCACAAUCGUCAAGUGUGAAAGCAACAGGUGGUGGCAGCGAAGCCGUCCAUGUUGUGGAUGUUCAGAUGAGUGCACACAUGGCGCACAGUCAUUGGUUGACUUGCAUGAUGAAUGGAGUCUGAUGUCAGCGCAAAGACGGCGUGGCGUGCUUUAAUUGGAUGUCCACCAUGGACUUCUAAGCCACAAUUGCAACACCAGCACUUGGUUUCAAUGCAAAUGGGACAAAGGGUAGGCUUUCUUGGCCCCAGACAGCAGCCCAUGAAGCACACCGGCUCUUCGUUGAAGCCUGGGAAGCUCUACCGGGGUGUCCGGCAGCGUCACUGGGGGAAAUGGGUGGCAGAAAUACGGUUGCCACGCAGCAGAACACGCCUUUGGCUUGGCACCUAUGACACAGCUGAGAAUGCUGCCUUGGCCUAUGACAAUGCCUCCUUUAAGCUCAGAGGAGACAAUGCAAAGCUCAACUUCCCAAAGCUUCAGAAUAAUGCAGCCCUUCUGGGUUCAUUCCUGCAUGCCUCUGUUAACGCCAAGCUGCAAGCCAUUUGCCAGAGGAUGAACAAUUCUGAUAAAUCUGACAAUUCUGUUCAAGCUGUUGAUUCUGUGGUGACACCUGGAGAAUCAAAAGAGGAAUCGAAGACGGAGAGCUCAUCGUCAGGUACCGACAUCGAUUGCUGCUCUUUAGAGUCUUCUUCAUCAGCUCCAAAAAUGGAGCAUUUGGAUUUCACUGAGGCUCCAUGGGAUGAAUCAGUCAAGCUGUGCAAGUAUCCUUCAUUGGAGAUUGAUUGGGAUUCAUUACUCUUAUGAUGUCUGGUUUGCUUCUUGUUUUCAUGGUUUGAUUGAUGCCCUCCUCUUGCAAAUGAAAUUUUUGGCAUUUGCAGUGAUUGUGAUCAAUCAUGGUGUGGAUGAUGAAGGUCAUUAGAUUGUGACAUUUUUAUGUUGCUAGAUCUUCCGGUUUGCUGGUAUUUUUCAUCUUGGCAUUACCAGACACUGGAUUUGGUGUCUUUUCUACAUGCAAUUUUCAUUUGUUACUCUGUUUAUCAAUGUAUUCUUGUUUGAUGUUUAUGAAUUACUCUUUAUCUUUUAUUUGGUUAUUUGGCAAACUAUAUAUUGGAUAUUAAAUGAUUA